Molecule: messenger RNA, 2248 nt
Organism: Tachyglossus aculeatus (Australian echidna)
Lineage: Eukaryota; Metazoa; Chordata; Mammalia; Monotremata; Tachyglossidae
Gene: RFT1
Product: RFT1 homolog
Exons: 13
Coding region: 22-1641 (539 amino acids)
Biological process (GO): dolichol-linked oligosaccharide biosynthetic process; glycolipid translocation
Cellular component (GO): endoplasmic reticulum membrane
Source: RefSeq, a predicted model, not a curated record
GGCGGCCGGGGGCCCGUCGUGAUGGGCAGCCGGGAGGUGCUGGGCGAAGCCGCUCGGCUCGCCUCCUCCUCUCUCCUGCUGCAGAUAUUAUUUCGAUUGAUCACCUUUGGGUUGAAUGCAUUUACUCUUCGCUUUCUUUCAAAGGAAAUUAUUGGAAUAGUGAAUGUAAGGCUAACGUUGCUUUACUCUACCAUCAUUUUCCUAGCGAGAGAAGCAUUCCGGAGGGCAUGUUUGAGUGGAAGCACGCAGCGCAAUUGGACCAAAACAAUCAACCUCUUGUGGCUAACAGUCCCCUUGGGUGUGUUUUGGUCCUUGUUCCUGAGCUGGGUCUGGCUCCAGUUGCUUGAAGUUCCCGAUCCUAGUGUGGUUCCCCAUUAUGGGAUUGGAGUGCUGAUGUUUGGGCUUUCUGCAGUGAUGGAACUCUUGGGAGAAGCUUUCUGUGUCUUGGCUCAAGCACAUAUGUUUGUCAGGCUUAAGAUGAUUGCUGAAAGCCUUUCAGUAAUUUUUAAGUGUGUCUUGACAGCCAUUUUAGUGGUGUGGUCACCUGCCUGGGGAAUUUACAUCUUUUCUUUCGCCCAGCUUUUGUACACCACUGUUUGGGUCCUCUGCUAUGUCAUAUAUUUCAUGAAAUUGUUGGGUUCUCCAGAAUCAACAGAUAAAUCUCUUCCGAUCUCUAGAAUGACAGACAUGUUUCCUAAAAUCAUAGAAAAUGAGACUUUUGUGAAUUGGGAAGAAGCUAAACUGACCUGGAGCUUUUUCAAACAAUCCUUUCUGAAACAGAUUUUGACAGAAGGGGAGCGAUAUGUAAUGACUUUUUUGAAUGUGUUAAAUUUUGGAGACCAAGGCAUGUAUGACAUAGUGAAUAACUUGGGUUCACUUGUGGCCAGGUUGAUUUUUCUGCCCAUUGAGGAGAGUUUUUACAUUUUCUUUGCUAAGGUGCUCGAGAGGGGAAAACAUGUAAAGCUUCAGAAACAGGAAGAUAUUGCUGUGGCAGCCACUGUUUUAGAGUUGCUGCUGAAGCUGGCACUCCUGAUUGGCCUGAUCAUUACUGUUUUUGGUUAUGCCUAUUCUCAGCUGGCUUUGGAUAUUUAUGGAGGGCCCAUGCUCAGUUCUGGAUCAGGUCCUACUCUCUUGCGUUGCUAUUGUUUAUAUGUCCUCCUGCUUGCUGUGAAUGGAGUAACCGAAUGUUUUACAUUUGCUUCUAUGAGCAAAGAAGAUGUGGACAGGUACAACUUUGUCAUGCUGGCUUUGUCCUUCACAUUUUUAUGCUUCUCCUACUUCCUGACCCACUGGCAGGGCAGCGUGGGCUUUAUUUUUGCAAAUUCCUUUAACAUGGGAAUUCGGAUCACCCACAGCAUUCACUACAUCUACAGCUACUAUAGAGAGAGCCCUCACAGGCCUUUGGCGGGCCUUCUCCUUUCGCCAUGGCUGAUCUUGGCCUAUGUGAUCAGCGGCGUCAUGACGGCUACUUCGGAGGUAUUUCUCUGCUGUAAGAGAGGCUGGCUGGCAAGGUUGCUGCAUAUCGCUGUGGGGGCUUUGUGCUUGGGAGCUAUCCUCACAAUGAUAUUCUUCAGGGAGACCAAACUGAUUCAUUUUGUUAGAACGCAGUUCCUGCCCAGAUAUACCAAGAGAAAGAUAUGAACAAGCCAUUAAUCAGUUCAUAUAAACACCUAUUCACAUAUAUUUAUAUAUACUGGGAAGGUAUGUGGUUUACAUGCAUAUUUCCUGUUUAAAGGAAGAUUAACAAUGUUAAGAACCCAGUGGGGUUCCGAUAUACACAAAUUAAAGGACUUUAAGCAACCAAGACUGAGGAUCUGAAAUAUGUUGAGGAAAAUGUUUGGUUUACACUUUGAAGUAAUGAGACAUUGGAUUUUGAAACAAAGCCACCCAAUUCUCAUGUAGCAGAAGUAAUUAUUCCUUUAUCAUUUGGUCUAAUCAAUAAUUUUUUCCUUUCCAUUAAUCCUUUCUGGCUUUGAAAUACCUAGAUUGUAAACCAACUACUGUACAGAAAACUCAGUACCUCUAGGAUUAAAAUAGUUGCAUAGCCCACACAAAAUGAUGCCAUUUUACCUGACUUUGGAAAUUUUUGUAAUUUAUUUCCCUAAGAAGGAAGAACACACAUGGUUAUCAAUCCAAAAUAUGAAGAAACAACAACCCCCCCAAAAAAGCCUUUACGUGGUGACUUUUGAGACAACUAUCAUUGUCACGUUUUAGCCUUUGGAGCAAAAACAGUAAGUUAUUUACGAAA